Pleuronectes platessa (European plaice) is the source of this 2886-nucleotide messenger RNA. It is a transcript of the gene pgap4, whose product is annotated as post-GPI attachment to proteins GalNAc transferase 4. Gene Ontology annotation, biological process: GPI anchor biosynthetic process. Gene Ontology annotation, cellular component: Golgi membrane. Gene Ontology annotation, molecular function: glycosyltransferase activity. Lineage: Eukaryota; Metazoa; Chordata; Actinopteri; Pleuronectiformes; Pleuronectidae. The record is from RefSeq and is a predicted model, not a curated record. Bases 393 to 1592 code for a protein of 399 amino acids. The transcript has 2 exons.
GAGAGACAGAGAGAGAGACAUAGAGAGAGAGAGACAUAGAGAGAGAGAGAGAGAGAGAGACACUGAACACGACACACACAUGUUUCACGUGUCAACAUCACACACAAAGUCAACACAGACUUCUACACAACAAGCAGCAGCUGUAGAAGCUUCGUCCUCGUCUUCCUCUCGUCCAGAGGACAGACGACACUCACAGACACACACCAGCAGGACCGAUCUGAGACGUGCUCCUGCCAACACCCUGCUCACUUUCCAGUUAGUCGCUCCAGCAGGUUCUCCAGGUUCCACUGAAGGGAUCGGUCCCGUGGGUUGAAGCAGAGUGCAUGCUGGGACAAUAACAACUCCUCCUCCUCCUCCUCCUCCUCCUCCUCUCAGUCCCUCUCCUCAGCUCGAUGCCUCGAUGGAGAGCGCUCUUCAGUCUCUGCUCUCGAUGGUCCAGCCCGGUCCCUCAGGCCCUGGUCCUGUCCGUCCUCACCUUCUGCAUCGUCCUGCCGCUCUGCUGCCACCAGCUGCUCUACUCCUACUUCUUCAUGAAGUCCGUGUACCUGGACUCCAUGAGUGAGGAGGUCCUGCAGGACAGUCUCACCCGGGGUCAGGAUGCGCUGAGCUUCUGGCAGAGCGCCUCCAGCCCGGCGGGGGGGGGGUCUCCCAGGUUCCACAGCCCCGCCCAGCACCCCGAGCUGCUGGUCACUGUGGUGAGCGUCAGGCGGACGGAGGGGCGGGACUUCCACUACCUGCUCCAGGUGAUGCAGCAGCUGAGCGGCCUGGUGGGGGGCUGUGGGGAGCGGGGGUGUGCCGAGCUGCUGGUCUGUGACGUGGAGAGCGGUCCCCAGGAGAACCAGGACGCCAAGCUGCUGGAGAACCACCUCCGGGUGGUGCGGCGCUCGCCUGAGGAGCAGCAGGCGGCCCGGGAGCCCGUCAACACCUUCGAGAGGGAGAAGAGGGAUUACGUCUUCUGCGUCCGGAAGGGCUGGGAGCUGCUGAGGCCCCGGAACAUGUUGGUCCUGGAGGACGACGCGCUGCCCAGGGAGGAUUUCUUCUCGGUUGUGAGGGACCUUCUGUCUCGUCGCUUCUCCCUCCAGACGCUCUACAUCAAGCUCUAUCACCCGGAGAGGCUGCAGCGCUACUGGAACCCGGAGCCCUACCGCAUCCUGGAGUGGGUGGGGCUCGGCCUGGUGGGAGCCACAGCCCUCCUCCUCAGCCUCGCUUACUGGAACCCCUUCUCCUUCUCCUUCACCCUGUCGCUGGGCCACCUCCUCUUCUUCACCCUCUACUUCAUGGCGGCUGCGGAGCUCCUGGGGCGGCACUACGUCCUGGAGCUGCGGAGACUCUCCCCUCAGCUCUACGCCGUGUCCCCGGCCACCGAGUGCUGCACCCCCGCCAUGCUGUUCCCCGGGAACGCCUCGCUCAGGGUGGCCGAGUAUCUGGACGGCUCGUUCUGCGUGAAGGGGAACGCCAAGGACAUGGUUCUGUACCAGAUGGCGAGGACCAUCCCGGGGGAGACGGCUCACAGCGUGGAGCCCAACCUCGUCACCCACAUCGGGGCCUUCUCCUCGGUCAGGCCCAACCCAUCCAGGCCCAAACUCCUCUGACAGAACCAGGAGGGGGGUUGAUCAGAUUCCUGCUGGGUUCUACUCCUCCUUCCUGCCACGCCCCCUUGUGGACCCCUCCCACAUUGUAAGUAGAAGAUUUGGGGGAUUUUCAGGGGAAAAGUCGCCAAGUCAUCAGGAAGAAAUUGGACUAAGUUCUGAUGUUUGUGUCUCAGUAACGUCUUCAGAGAGCGGGUCGGUGUCACAGUGUUCAGUCUCACACCGACCACAUGAUGUGCCUUUUCAAAUGUUGUUAGAAACACAAAGUCCAUUCGGUAGAAACUUCUUUCAUCAGAGUUUAUUACACAACAAGAGGAGACUGUAGCAGAGGAUGGUGUCACAACUAAAAGAUAGAGAACAUAUAUAUUUAUAAGAUUCAACAUCAUGAGUGAGACAAUCUGCAAACUGUGUCUGAUGAGGUGAUGAAGAGGUUCAACAUCUGCUGACAUCACAUCAUCAUCAUGGAGAACUUCUUUAAUCGGCUUCUGGGGACUUUCCUGAUUUCUAUUCAUCGGAAGUGAUUCGUUUACAAUUUGUUCUUGUGACAGAUUCAGUCGACGGGCCGUCUAAGUGCAGUUUGGUUUCAGACCCGUAAAAAUACAUGUGUAGCUGAUUUGAACAUGAGCCUUGAUUUCCUUAUGAAUCUAUUUUAAAACCCCUCCGAUGCUGCCUUAACGAUUCAUCAUCCACUUUCAAAAGUUACAGAUUUUAGUUACAGGCUAGUUUAGGAAACAGGAAGUUGUAGUGUGGUUGAGAACCAGUUCACUUUAUUGGACGCUGAAUCCAGACCAGGAACAUGGGUUUCUGAUUGUGGCCUUUUGUAUUUUACAGUCCUGUCUUUGAGGUUUGAGAUGGAACGCAGGCGCAGGGGUUCAGCUGUCAUCUUCCUCCAUUUGGAAAUGUCACGCCUGAUGUUACAACAUUUGUCGAGCAGCCCAACCUGUGUUUGUGUCUCUGCCCUUUUUACAUGUGGAACAUAUUUAACAUUUAAACACUCUUUGAUGCUUUGGUUUUGUGAUUCCUGCUCAGGACGGCUUUGCUUACGAGCGUCCUUCAUUUUUCUAGCAAAACAACACAACAGGUCAAUAUCAACUUUUUCCCUCACGUCAAAUGAAUCUUCGAGUUUAGAAUAAAGGUGACAGCCUUUGUUUGUUUUUCUAAGCUAGAUUAAAUACUUCUUCUUCUCUGUCUGACACAGAAAUGAAGUUGUCGCCGGUCAAAUCUAACUCUGAACUAGACGGAGAUCGAACAGAUUAAUAAAAUGUCCGACAGUUGCCCGGACUCAGCUUCCUGCUCA